Messenger RNA from Aplysia californica (California sea hare), 2110 nucleotides. RefSeq names its product fumarate hydratase, mitochondrial. Gene Ontology annotation, biological process: malate metabolic process; fumarate metabolic process; tricarboxylic acid cycle. Bases 118 to 1527 code for a protein of 469 amino acids. The record is from RefSeq and is a predicted model, not a curated record. Gene Ontology annotation, cellular component: tricarboxylic acid cycle heteromeric enzyme complex; mitochondrion. Lineage: Eukaryota; Metazoa; Mollusca; Gastropoda; Aplysiida; Aplysiidae. Gene Ontology annotation, molecular function: fumarate hydratase activity. The transcript has 9 exons.
CCUUGAGCAGUGAGCGAGCAGAGAGAGACGAGAGAGUGUUUGGAAACGUGGAACGUCUUCUUGGACUGGUUGUCGACUUUGUGUUAAUUUAAUUUGCUGACUGGUUUUUCAUUUGCUAUGGCUAGCACAAUGCCGGGAGGAGUGCGAACUGAAAGUGACAGUUUUGGACCUAUUGAUGUACCUACGGACAAGUAUUAUGGAGCAAAUACAGCUCGUUCACUCAUUAAUUUCAAUAUUGGAGGACCCAGUGAAAGAAUGCCAAUUGCUGUGAUCCACGCCUUUGGUAUCAUCAAACGCUGUGCUGCUCAAAUAAAUGUGGAGUAUGGACUUAAGCCAGAUGUUGCUGAUCUUAUCAUCAAAGCAGCUGAUGAGGUGAUAUCAGGAAAGUUGGAUGACAGCUUCCCUUUGGUUAUCUGGCAGACAGGCUCUGGCACACAAAGCAAUAUGAACACCAACGAGGUCAUCAGCAACAGAGCUAUUGAGAUGGCGGGGGGAGAGAUGGGCUCAAAGACACCAGUUCAUCCUAAUGACCAUGUUAAUAUGGGACAGAGUUCCAAUGAUACAUUUCCAACUGCAAUGCACGUUGCUGUUGCUCUUGAAGUGAACUCCAGACUUCUGCCUGCAAUGGCUGCUUUGGAAACGGCACUGGAAAAGAAAGUAGAGGAGUUUUCUGGAAUCAUCAAGAUUGGGCGCACUCACUUGCAAGAUGCUGUUCCCCUGACUCUGGGCCAGGAGUUUAGUGGCUAUCUCCAGCAAGUUCGGUAUGGCAUAGAGAGAGUGAAAAGCACACUUCCUAGAGUUUCAGAAUUGGCGUUAGGAGGCACCGCUGUUGGAACUGGGCUCAAUACCAGAAUUGGCUUUGCUGAAAAGGUAGCUGACAAGAUUGCCCAGUACACAGGUCUCCCUUUUGUCUCAGCAAAGAACAAGUUUGAGUCUUUAGCAGCCCACGAUGCUAUGGUAGAAGUCCACGGUGCCUUGAAUGUGAUUGCGUGUAGCCUCAUGAAGAUCUCCAACGACAUUCGAAUGCUUGGCUCUGGUCCUCGCUGUGGUCUCGGGGAGCUGGGGCUGCCGGAAAAUGAGCCUGGCAGUAGUAUCAUGCCCGGCAAGGUGAAUCCCACCCAGUGCGAGGCGCUGACUAUGGUGGCUGCUCAAGUGAUGGGGAACCAGACAGCAGUCUCUGUGGGCGGGAGCAUGGGUCACUUUGAGCUGAACGUCUUCAAACCCAUGAUUGUCAGCAACGUGCUCAAGUCGAUUCGCCUUUUGGCAGAUGCCUGUGUAUCUUUCACUAACAACUGCGUUGUGGGUAUCGUGGCCAAUGUGGACCGAAUCAACUCACUCCGUGACGAGUCAUUGAUGCUGGUGACGGCCCUCAAUCCUCAUAUAGGUUACGAUAAUGCCACUAAGAUUGCCAAGCUGGCGCAUAAAGAGGGCUCUACUUUGAAGGAGUCUGCUCUGAAGCUGGGCUUGCUGACCUCUGAGCAGUUUGACCUUUGGGUCAGGGCUGACCAGAUGGUCGGGCCACAGUAGAGGUGGAUGUGUGUGUCGCAGCCUUGCUUUUAUACCUCUGUUCCUCAGAGGGAUUUUUUUUCUCCUCAAAGUCAAUGAAAUUUUGGAAGGGAGCUAAUUUUACUCUUUUUGCUUCUUGUACUUAUUUGUAGUCUAUUUUUGUGGCUUAUGUGAAGUAAACAUUUAAAAUAAUACCAACUUUUAGUCUGAUAUACCAAUAUAACUUUUCUUUUAGAUGACGACAGACAAGAGAGGUUUUUUCCUCUGCUUCUGUGCUAAGUCAAUCAAAAGUUCCGAUUUAAGCUUUCUUUAGUCAUUCCCUAUAUCUUUUGUGACUGACCCUUCUUGAGUAGGGCGAAUGUUAUUUGUUGACAGAAAGGUAGAGUCGUGUCAGAUGUUCUACUGAUAAAGUCUCCCUGUUACUGUGGUGACUGCUUCAGGUGAAUGUCAUGUGCUCUUUGAUAGUUUUUGUUAACAGUGGAUGCUGUUCUUGCGCUUUUUUUGGAUUGGAUUUGGAUAAUAUCUACAUGUCCAAAUUGUCCAUAACGGCCACCUGUUGAAAAGUGGUUGUCUUAGGUGGACUUCUUGGAUAAUGUCAUUAUGA